AUGGAUACCCACCGGGUACAGAUGUGGGCGAGGGUGGACCCGUUUCUAAUCGGAGUCUUGCAGUUUCCUCCGCCGGCUAAAUUCAACCUGCAUUACCUGAGGAAGAUGGCAACGUACGUACGGACUCGGUCAGUGGAUGGCUGCUUCCCGCGCCUCUGCUGGACUAUGUGGCGGCACAUCGCCUGCGGGAAGCUGCAGCUGCUGGAGGACGUGGCGUGGCUCUAUUUCGAGGCGUUCCACAGCCUGUCCGAGCGCAGCGCGCCAAAGAGCCUGGAGUGGGCUGAGGCGGCGUCCAGCUGCAAGUCGGUGGAAGAAUACGAGAGAGUCAGGAGUAAGCUGUCAGUGGACACCUUGAAGUUUCUUCUGUUUCUCUAUAUUCAGCAAAUAAAUAAGGUUUCCUUACGAACUUCUCUGAUUGGUGAUGAGUGGCCAAGCCCUAGAGCUAGAUCUCCUAAUCCUGAUUUAGCUGGACAGUCUAACUUUCAUAAUAAGAACUGGGAUGAUUAUAGCCACCAUGCAUUUAUACAGAACCAUAUGUCCUAUCUAUUGGAGUUGCUUUUGGAUCCAGAUCAGCUUACUAAAUCCUACCACUCAAGUGAAUGCAGCCUGUUGUCCAUUGGUGCAGCGCGAGCAUUGGGCUUUCUUAUUGAGGGAACUAUGGAUAAGAAUAGGACUGUCCAUCCUUUUGUUGAUUUAGCUACCUGGCAGCCUUUACAUUCCAAAAGUGGUUACUCUAAAACAACCGAAUCAUUUUCACUGAGCAAGCUACAGGCAUGGAUAAAGGAUAGUUUCGUGAUAAACCCAUUUGGAAUGUCAGCCUGUGUCAAGUCUGGUAAAACGUUAGCAUGGGCAGAGCAAAUUGAUGGAUCAAGUAGAAGGGCAAAGAUUGCUUGCAACAUUUACAAAGUUCCACCUGGUAAUCAUAUGGUUGUCAUGAGUUACAUAUGCAGACAAACAAUGGCAAAAAGUUCUGAAACGCUGGUCAAUGCACGUGUAAAAAUAGUUAACUGCAAUGAAUCCUAUAUAUAUCUGUUGUCUCCUUUAAGGUGA
Staurois parvus is the source of this 1050-nucleotide messenger RNA. The record is from the annotation of a GenBank genome assembly. Lineage: Eukaryota; Metazoa; Chordata; Amphibia; Anura; Ranidae.